UUCAAAUAUAUUAACAUACACAAACAUAAAUAUACGAACAUAUAAAUAUAAUAAUAAAAUUAAUGAUGAUGAGCACAGUGGUGUGGUGGUUAGCACUGUUGCCUCACAGCAAGAUGGUUCCUGGUUCGAUCCCAGGAGGAAGCCCUUCUGUAUGGAGUUUGCAUGUUCUCCCUGUGCCAGCGUGGGUUUCCUCUGGGUACUCCGAUAUGUUCUCCCCGUGUCAGCGUGGGGUUCCUCCGGGUGCUCCGACAUGUUCUCCCUGUGUCAGCGUGGGUUUCCUCCAGGUGCUCUGACAUGUUUUCCCUGUGUCAGCGUGGGUUUCUUCCAGGUGCUCCGAUAUAUUCUCCCCGUGUCAGCGUGGGGUUCCUCCAGGUGCUCCGACAUGUUCUCCCCGUGUCAGCGUGGGUUACCUCCAGGUGCUCUGACAUGUUCUCCCCGUGUCAGCGUGGGGUUUCCUCCAAGUGCUCCGACAUGUUCUCCUCGUGUCAGCGUGGGUUUCCUCCAGGUGCUCCGACAUGUUCUCCCUGUGUCAGCGUCUCCGGGAGCUCCGACAUGUUCUCACAACACAAACAUAUAAAUAUAUAAAUAUAUGAACACACAGACAUAUAAAUACAUAAAUAUAUGAACACACAAACAUAUAAAUAUAUAAAUAUAUGAACACACAAACAUAUAAAUAUAUGAACACGCAGACAUAUAAAUAUAUAAAAAUAUGAACACACAAACAUAUACACAUAUAAAUAUAUGAACACACAGACAUAUAAAUAUAUAAAUAUACGAACACACAAACAUAUAAACAUAAAUAAAUGAACACACAAACAUAUAAACAUAUAAAUAUAUGAACACAUAAACAUAUAAAUACAUGAACACACAAACAUAUAAACAUAUACAUAUAUAAAUUUAUGAACACAUAAACAUAUAAAUAUAUGAACACACACAU
Epinephelus moara (kelp grouper) is the source of this 937-nucleotide messenger RNA. RefSeq lists its product as uncharacterized. The record is from RefSeq and is a predicted model, not a curated record. Lineage: Eukaryota; Metazoa; Chordata; Actinopteri; Perciformes; Serranidae. The coding region runs from base 152 to 577 and encodes 141 amino acids. The transcript has 3 exons.